UCGCAAGCGCAGCUACGGCGGCGCGAGCCUCUCACGCCGACACUCCCCCUGCGCGCCCCUCCCCCACCCUGGACCGGCUUCGGGACCGACUGAGCGCGAGCUCGCGGCCGCUUCUCGGGCGCCGAGCGUGGAGCUAGGCUGCGGUGACGAGCGGCGGCUGCGCGGCCAUGGGCGCGCCGGUGUCGCCCUAGGACAGGCGCGCGGAGACCGCAGCCUAGGCAGCGAGCCUUCCCGAGCGGCGGCGGCGGCGGCAGCAGCGGUAGCAGCAGGAGCAGCUCGGCCGGGAUGAGCGGCGCGGCGCCCGGCCCCGGCUCGGGCUCCUCCCCGGCCGCCUGCCGCUUCGCGCACUACUUCGUGCUCUGCGGGAUCGACGCAGACAGUGGGCUGGAGCCCGACGAGCUGGCGGUUUUGUACCAAUGGCUAGAAGCAGAUCGUCAUGGCAAGAGCCAAGAUGCUGCAAAUACGACUUCAGGUGAAAAUUUUGACCAGAGUCCUUUGAGAAGAACAUUCAAAUCCAAAGUUCUGGCCCACUAUCCUGAGAAUAUAGAAUGGAAUCCUUUCGAUCAAGAUGCAGUGAACAUGUUGUGCAUGCCUAAAGGGCUGUCUUUCAGAACUCAAACUGACAAUAAAGACCCUCAGUUCCACUCAUUUAUAAUUACCCGGGAAGAUGGUUCUCGUACCUAUGGUUUUGUUCUCACUUUUUAUGAAGAAGUUACCAGUAAGCAGAUCUGCACAGCAAUGCAGACGCUCUACCAGAUGCACAACGCAGAGCAUUAUAGCAGCGUGUAUGCCUCAUCCUCCUGCAGCAUGGAUUCGCUGGCAAGCAGUACUGAUGAAGGAGAUACAACUUCCCUUUUGAAACUCCAGCGCUACAACUCCUAUGACAUCAGCAGAGACACCCUGUAUGUUUCAAAAAGUAUAUGUUUGAUCACACCACUGCCUUUCAUGCAGGCCUGCAAAAAAUUCCUCAUCCAGCUUUACAAGGCAGUUACCUCACAGCAGCCGCCACCCUUGCCGCUUGAGAGCUACAUCCAUAACAUUCUUUAUGAAGUACCCCUUCCACCUCCGGGGAGAUCACUGAAAUUUUAUGGUGUUUAUGAACCUGUCAUCUGCCAGAGACCUGGGCCCAAUGAACUCCCCCUCUCCGAUUACCCUCUUCGAGAGGCCUUCGAGCUUCUGGGAUUAGAGAACCUGGUGCAGGUGUUUACCUGUGUUCUUUUAGAGAUGCAGAUUCUUCUCUACUCACAAGAUUAUCAACGCUUGAUGACUGUGGCGGAAGGCAUCACCACACUUUUGUUCCCAUUUCAAUGGCAGCAUGUUUAUGUGCCCAUCCUCCCUGCUUCUCUGCUACAUUUUCUUGAUGCUCCUGUCCCUUAUCUGAUGGGCCUUCAGUCAAAAGAAGGAACUGACCGUUCUAAACUAGAACUUCCUCAAGAGGCUAAUUUGUGUUUUGUGGAUAUUGACAACCAUUUUAUUGAAUUGCCUGAAGAGUUUCCACAGUUCCCCAAUAAGGUGGAUUUUAUCCAGGAACUCUCUGAAGUGCUUCUUCAAUUUGGUAUCCCUCCUGAGGGCAGUCUCCAUUGCAGUGAGAGUGCCACAAAACUGAAGAAUCUGGUUCUUAAGGACUUGGUUAAUGACAAGAAGAAUGGCAAUGUCUCCACUCAUAACAUCAGCAUGUAUGAGUUACUGAAGGGCAAUGAAACCAUAGCCCGCCUCCAAGCUCUGGCCAAGCGGACUGGUGUGACCGUGGAAAAAAUGGACCUCUCUGCCUCUCUGAGUGAAAAAGAAAAGGAUUUAAAGCUGCAGUGUGAAGAGGCUGAGCUAAGGGACUACCAGCUCAAUGUGCAGCUCCGCGAGGUCUUUGCCAACCGCUUCACACAGAUGUUUGCAGAUUACGAAGCAUUUGUGAUUCAGACUGCCCAGGACAUGGAGUCCUGGCUUACCAACCGAGAACAGAUGCAGAACUUUGACAAAGCUUCCUUUCUGUCUGACCAGCCUGAGCCUUACCUGCCAUUUCUUUCACGCUUCAUUGAAACACAGAUGUUUGCUACCUUUAUUGAUAAUAAAAUUAUGUCUCAGUGGGAAGAGAAAGAUUCUUUGCUACGGGUCUUUGACUCUCGGAUUGAGAAGAUAAGACUGUAUAAUGUAAGGGCACCCACCUUGAGGACAUCUAUCUAUCAGAAAUGCAGCACUUUAAAAGAAGCAGCCCAAUCAAUUGAGCAACGACUAAUGAAAAUGGAUCACACUGCAAUCCACCCACAUCUGCUUGAUAUGAAAAUUGGUCAAGGCAAAUAUGAGCAAGGGUUCUUUCCAAAGCUACAGUCUGAUGUCUUGGCAACAGGACCAACUAAUAACAAUCGCUGGGUGAGUCGGAGCGCCACGGCGCAGCGCAGGAAAGACCGCCUUCGCCAACAUUCCGAGCACAUUGGAUUGGACAACGACCUGAGGGAGAAAUAUAUGCAAGAGGCGCGAAGUUUAGGAAAAAACCUGAGGCAACCCAAAUUGUCAGACCUUUCUCCUGCAGUGAUUGCACAGACCAACUGCAAAUUUGUAGAAGGCUUAUUAAAAGAAUGUAGAAUGAAGACAAAACGCAUGUUGGUGGAGAAGAUGGGACAUGAAGCAGUGGAACUGGGCCAUGGAGAAGCAAACAUAACCGGCUUGGAGGAGAACACCUUGAUCGCCAGUCUCUGUGACCUGCUGGAAAGGAUAUGGAGCCACGGCUUGCAGAUUAAGCAGGGGAAGUCAGCUUUGUGGUCACAUUUAAUUCAGUUUCAGGACAGAGAAGAGAAACAAGAGCAUCUUGCAGAAUCACCAGUUGCCCUUGGACCAGAAAGAAGAAAAUCUGACUCAGGAGUUAUGUUGCCAACACUCAGGGUCUCUCUUAUCCAAGACAUGAGGCAUAUUCAAAACAUGAGUGAGAUCAAGACUGACGUCGGACGAGCUCGGGCAUGGAUAAGACUGUCUCUAGAAAAGAAGCUCUUGUCCCAGCAUCUCAAGCAGUUGCUCUCCAACCAGCCACUCACCAAGAAGCUUUAUAAGCGUUAUGCUUUUCUACGGUGUGAAGAAGAAAGAGAGCAGUUUCUUUACCAUCUUCUUUCCCUCAAUGCUGUUGACUACUUCUGCUUCACCAGUGUGUUCACCACUAUCAUGAUUCCCUAUAGGUCAGUGAUCAUCCCCAUCAAAAAGCUGAGCAAUGCAAUCAUCACAUCGAAUCCUUGGAUCUGUGUAUCAGGGGAGCUAGGAGACACGGGAGUAAUGCAGAUUCCAAAAAAUCUCCUUGAGAUGACUUUUGAGUGCCAGAACUUGGGGAAGCUGACCACUGUUCAGAUUGGUCACGAUAACUCAGGACUGUUAGCCAAAUGGCUAGUGGAUUGUGUCAUGGUCAGAAAUGAGAUCACAGGACAUACUUACAGGUUCCCAUGUGGACGAUGGUUAGGGAAAGGCAUUGAUGACGGAAGCCUGGAGAGAAUCCUUAUUGGGGAAUUAAUGACCUCAGUGGCUGAUGAGGAUCUGGUAAAGCAGUGUCGGACUCCACCCCAGCAGAAAUCCCCCACCUCAGCUCGGAGACUGAGCAUCACUUCACUGACAGGAAAAACCACCAAACCCAAUGCUGGACAGAUCCAAGAAGGAAUUGGGGAAGCUGUAAACAAUAUUGUGAAGCAUUUUCAUAAACCUGAAAAAGAGAGAGGAAGCCUCACGGUGUUGCUGUGUGGAGAAAAUGGCCUGGUUGUGGCACUUGAACAAGUCUUCCACCAUGGCUUCAAAUCUGCCCGCAUCUUUCACAAGAAUGUCUUCAUCUGGGACUUCAUAGAGAAAGCGGUUGCUUAUUUUGAAACCACUGACCAGAUUCUAGACAAUGAAGACGAUGUCCUUAUUCAGAAAUCAUCCUGCAAAACCUUCUGCCACUAUGUAAAUGCUAUUAAUACUGCACCCAGGAACAUUGGAAAGGACGGCAAAUUCCAGAUUUUAGUUUGCCUUGGAACACGGGAUCGCCUGCUCCCACAGUGGAUCCCACUCUUAGCCGAAUGUCCUGCCAUUACCCGAAUGUAUGAGGAGAGUGCCCUCCUGCGAGACCGCAUGACUGUCAACUCUCUCAUCCGCAUUCUGCAGACCAUUCAGGACUUCACCAUAGUCUUGGAAGGAUCACUCAUCAAAGGAGUGGAUGUGUAACCCAACUGGCUAGAAGCUCUCAGUCCAGACCCCUUGCUCCUGAACCUUCCCCAACUAUGGGGACCGAUUUGGACUUGUCUGAUAAGGUAGUGAGUCACUGCAGGGGGCAACACACCAUAUUCCCCAAUUUGAACAAUCCUCACACUACAGACAAGGCAAAAUGCUGUAUUGUAGUUCAUUUGAACCUGGAAUUUAGUAUAAAAUAGAGUAUUUUCAUGUGUUAGAUGUGUGUAAAUAUGCUAUCUUCUUUAAGAAAUUAUAUUACUCUAAUAAGAUACUUUUCUUAGAUUGAAUAUUCCUGUGACUUAACAUAAGUAGCUUAACCACAUUGGGAGUUGGGAGGGAAAGAGUGGUGCUAGCCAGGAAGAAGCCAGUAAACACGUAAUUACAGUGCAACCCAGUCGGGCUUAUUUUUUCCCUCCAGGUAUCACAAAGGAACCCAGAAUGCAUUGUUAUGUCGUAGCCAUCCAUCCUGGUGUGUCUGAUCCUUUGUAUUGUGAAUGUAAACAGCUUUACCUACUGUAUGUGAUAGUCCUCACUUCUAUAUUUUAAGUUACAAUUGGUUUCAUACAUUUGAAUUGAGUCACUUCUCCAGUCUUUUGGAAAAUCUUUUUCCGUCGGCACAAGAUAAAGAUACAGUUCAAAUAUUUUAAAUACUGGACCCCAGGAGCUUGGCUAAACUGGAAAGAGAACACACAAAGCCCUGAGAAGUAUGUUAAAUUGUAGGAUUAUCACUUCUUUACACUUUGGAAAGAUUAGCCUAGACUAACUUCAUUCUUGGCAUUUUUAUUCUUGUUAUGUGAGGUACUUUGAGGAGAUGUGAAUUUCAAAGUGUUGGUCUUACAGUUAUAAGAACUGCAAACGGCAGUUUGAUUCUGCACUUAUAAUUUGGCCAUCUACGCCCUGCAGCAGUUCUUACCUCAAGGAUAAUCUCAAACCCUGUCUUUGUUAGGUUCCAGUCACCUCCCCCCCUUCCUGUGCCCAUCCCCCUCUCAGGAAAUGGAAGGAAUGUCUAAGAAGGAGGAGGGCUUGGUGUAGCUUGGAAUGUUUUUGUGAAAGUAUUUGUUGACCAUGAUAAUGCAAAUAACAGAGGGAAAGAGAAAGAAUGAACCCUUUCUGGGUGUUUCAGGGCAAGUUUUAUGUUCCUUUUCUAAGAAGGGGUAAUAAAUGUAAAACAACUGGCCCAGAGAAGGUAAAAGCCAGUACAGCAUAGACUGACAAAAUGGGAGCAGAACCAGAGGCGACAGUUUUGAAAGACCAAACAUUGUGAGUAACUUUCCAGUUGGGUAUUUUAUAAGGAAGUUAAAUAAACGUGGUAUUAGCUAGUUACCUUAAGACUUCGUUUAUGGUAGGUCCUGUAACCAAUUAGGCAUUUGCACAUUGUUAGCAGUGAAAUUGCCCCAGCACUGCGCCGGGUUUUGUUCCCAGUUGUGGCUGAGAAGCAAAGCCAUGGCCUCUCAGGACCCCCGUAUGAUCUUGAGGGUCCUGGGCUUUAGCCACCAGUAUUGUUGCUCUUCUUUCCUGAAGGAAGAAACUAAUGAACAAGUGCCUCACUCCCUUAUCAAGCACUGUAUUCAGCCAGGCGACCAAGGCACAUCCCCUUUUAAUAUCUAACUUAGUAUUUGAGGAGGAACGGGGAGUUGAAGGCCACAUUUAGAGACCCACGAAGGGUUUAAGAACAGGUUUUUGGGUGACUUGGGUAGACUGGAGAUUUGUUCGCCUGAGUCAAAAGUGUGUCUGCGUAACAACGCAGCUCUUCCAGGAUCAUGGAAAGUCUAUUAUGGGAGACGUCCAGAACCCAUUUCACACAGGUUCUUGUGUUGCCGUGAUCAGAAACCACUGAAUGAUCAGGGCAGGGUUUUAUUCUUAUUACCUUCCUCAUAAGACCAUGCUUCUGGCACACUCUGGGCAGCCGAAGGAUGACUUAGGUGAGCAGGCUAGCAUUGAGUGACCAUUUUACAGAUGGGAACACUUGAGGAUCGGAGAGGUUAAAUACUUACCCCACAGCUGGUCAGUGACAACAGAGUCUAGAACUCAUGUUUUUUAUUACACCAAGACUGCGUGACACUGAGCUCCGAGGCAUUCAUAUUAAGUCUUUUUACCCCUGGAUCUUUAUUCAUACACCCAAGCAAGUAGGAUACAAAUAUUACUAUCCAUUUAUAAUAAGCAUUUAUAAGGAUUAACAUUCUUUUUAACAAAUGGUUCUGAAGUGGUUGAGAAUUACAUGUUAUAAAAACUGGGAGCAAAAUUGGAUUUGGGGCCUAUGAAUAAAACCAUUACAUUAAAAGUAAUACCCAAAAAUAAAUUAUAUGUAAAGUUUUAUCCCACUCUGUGUGAUAGGACCAUAACAAUGGGAAUGACCACUUUCACAAGAAAUAGUCACACCAGAACUGACACAUCUUCUAGAGUGCUGAGCCCUUUGAAUUGGUCACAUCAGGAGCCCAUAUACUUAUUCCAGUGAUACAGCCAGGACUCCAAACAUGUGGGGACCUCCUUCUGAGCCAUCUGAAUGGCCUACAGUCCAUUCUUUUGAGUAUUGCCAGUGAUGGUAAAUCUUGACCUUUCAGAAGAAAUUUAAUAUUCGGAAACAACAAAAAGUCCUUACGAUCCAAAUUGAUUAAUAAAAAGGAUGCUUAAGCAGAGUUUGAGGCCGCAAGGAAAUUAUUCUAAAGAAAUAAGACUUCUCUCUUAUGUGGCUUAUAACUGUCCCUAAGCCAAUACCAGAAUAUUUUGAGCAGGACAGUAGCAGAACCUUUAGAAUGAAUGUACAUAACCGACUUUUGGAAGGACCGUACCUAUUUAGAGGUAUCCUUUUUGCUAUAUUAAUUUUUUAAAUCAGUAUAUUGCUUUAUAUAAUUACACCUCAAAGUUAAAGUAAGUAAAAAUCAACUUUGUAAUUUUUUUUUCCUCAGAAUAAAUUAAAAGUAAUGCCUGGAACCAUAAUUAGUAUUUUCACAUAAUAAUAGCUUAAGAGGAAAUUAUUUUAAAACUAAAUUGCCAAAAAUAUUACCUCCUGAAACAUCUAAUUUCCAAGUGUUUUCCAAAUGUCCUGAAACUCCUAAUGUCAGCCUUUCUGACAGCGGCAUUACACUUGUUGGUAAUACGUGUGAGGCCCUACAAGCGGUGCCCUGGUUGGGGCUCACCAAUGCCAUAAAAACGACUGAGGCUCAGCGUGGAGUAGCAUAAAGUGCCAUUCCAGUUGGGGUAAAAUGGGCCUUAUAGAGAACAAAAGCAAGGCUUCCCAAGGCGCCCUCUCCCUCCCCUUUCCCACUGGGAGCAAGAAUCUGAUAUAAGAAACCUAAACCUUGCAAGAGUCUGCAGUUGCCCUCUAAAAUUUAUUUUAAAUGUUGCAGACAUUUUUGAAUCUUUGUGACCCUGUGACAUUUACUUUAACAUGCCUUUUUAAAAAAUCAUUUUAAUGAGCUUCUGUCACACUACAUGAAUGAUGAAUGAUACAGGGGAAAUACUGAAUUGCUUGUAUCUCCUUUUUUUGGAAUAAAGCACUGUUGUAUGUAAAUGUAAGUGAAAGAGAGGUAGAAACUAUACGUAACAGUUUGUGUGUAGUAUAUGUUGAUGCCUCUAAGAUAUUUUGAAACAGGAGGCAACAGAUGUGGACCUCAGAUCCCCAGGGAAAUAUUUAUUUGACAGCAUUGAAAGUGUAGCUCUUAAUCGAAAUAUCUUCUUUCUGCUAAGAAUUAUGAUUUUUCAGUAGAUUUUCACUUUGAGUAUUGUAUUUUCUCUGUGAGGUUUACAGAAGCUAUCCUUUUCAACAUGUUGAAGGGACAAUUUGAACCUUAGCUAUUUAUAUUUCAGUAUUAACAUACCUUCAUUGAGAAUGGAGUCGUGGCCUCCUCUCUACUUUUAUAAAAUGAAUCCUGUUUCCCAGUCAUCAGUUUCUUUUGAAGUCCCUGUUUCUUUCCUAAGCAUUUGUUACGUUACCAUUUAGCUUUAAAAAGAGACAGAAACGAAUAAUAAACUUCUAGGUCCUUUAUUCCUAUUAAAAUACAUUUACAAAUCUCUUGGAUUUCCAACCUGUUUUGAAGAGGGUACUGAUGAUCAGAGGAAUCCAAGAAGAAAUGCAUUGUCCCAGAUCUUCCUGGAGCUGAUCAUCCUCUCAAGGACAGAAUAAAGAUUAGCUCCAGAAAUGUAUCACAUUGAGCAGUUGACACCAGAGGGACAAAAAUAUAUAUCAAAAAAUUUCUCCUCAUCUAAAGGAAUCCAGGGCAUCCUUGGGUUAUGUGGGAGGGAAUCAUGCUUGAUCCAAUUUCCUGAAUGAAUUUGUGUGUGGCUCCAGUCUGUUCCAAACCUUGUUCACAGCAGAGAGGUAUGGUAAGGAGUUCCUGUUGUCAAUCAGCUGAGGGUGUUAAACAUAGAAAAAUCCUUCUAUGUUACACUUGAGCCGUGUGUAAAUGUACCCUGUGUAUCUUUUUUUAAAAAAUGAACAUUUCUGCAUUUAAAUUAUAUUGUGUUUCUUUGUAUUGUUAACAAUGCAUCAGAACUGGAUUUUUUUUUUCUCAUCUGAACAUAAUAUAAAAUUUAAAGAGUAUUGUGAUAUCAAGCACUUUAACAUACAUAUCAGAGAAACUGACGUGGGUUUUUCAGGUUUUGGAGUACAUUUAAAUAUGACUUUUCAUGCUUUGUUCUUUACAAAUAAAACUGUGGGGUUGAUA
Molecule: messenger RNA, 8840 nt
Organism: Prionailurus viverrinus (fishing cat)
Lineage: Eukaryota; Metazoa; Chordata; Mammalia; Carnivora; Felidae
Gene: DENND5B
Product: DENN domain containing 5B
Exons: 22
Coding region: 286-4170 (1294 amino acids)
Molecular function (GO): guanyl-nucleotide exchange factor activity; small GTPase binding
Source: RefSeq, a predicted model, not a curated record